AUAGCCAUUGCCAGAAGCUGUUUGAAGUUUUUCUCAUACAUUGUCUGUAUAUGGUGCUUAUACAGCUUCUGUUUUCCUUCUACAUUUCAGUAAGAAUAUUCUUAUCAAGUUCAGUUAUGAUUGUAAAACAUUUUCAUAAAAUGAAGAGAGGAGAAGUUGUUAAGAUGUGUUUAUGUUUGAUAGGAAAUUUCUCGACAAAGUGUUUUCCUCAUAUGAUUUCAUAUGUAAUGUGCCUAUGUUUGGGGCACUGUCACUGGUGCAAUUAGGCUACACUGUUGCCAACCCUGUAUAUAAUAUUACACCUUGGUAUUUGUGGUGGCAGCCCUGGAGGUGCAAUAUGUAGGAGGAAUGAACCAUUGGAAUAUUUGUUGUGAAUACAUAUUUAGUGGUUGUUACCUUGCAUAUUACUGCAAAGUUAAAAAUUCUGCACCUCUAAGAACUAAGCAGGUUUAAAUGACUGUGAUAUUAAUAAAUUGUGUCCAACUUCACUUGACUUUUUUUAGGUGUUUUUGGUCUUUAUUGUCCACCAGUUGUGGCUGUUGGCAGAUGUCACCACUCUCUGGUAGGGUGCCACUUCUCCAAGAUGCAGUUGUUACAAUGGACAUAGUAUACGGGAUACAUGGCUGCCAACAUAAGAGAAGGGUAUUACAAAGAAUUGUAACUUGUCUGAACCAUGCCUCUUCUUUCUUAAUUGCUGUUUAAGAAUGUAUGGUGAUAUUCUUUUACAUUGUAUGAAAUACGAUGUGGGCACUGAAAUAAGUCCAGAUCUUCAUUUGUCUAGGUGACAGAGAUUCAUGUGCAUCGACCUGCUACAGUCUACAGGUUUAGAAGGCAUUGUGUGCAACAUUACUUUGGCAAAUUGUGUUUGUUGUGUUAUGUGAAAAUUAGCUUUUGUUGGUAAUGCAUUACAGUAUACAUGCAGUCAUUUUGGUAAAGCUCAGAUACCAGCAGUUGUGUGGGUCGCUUGAUGAGUACACUCAUUAUACACAAGAUGAAGAUAGCUUUAUCUUGUUUAUAUAAGAUUAGAAUCAAGUAAAUUCUGCAUUAAAGUUUCUAGACUUCAGAGAUACAUAGCCAGAUCAGCUUGGAUACUGCGUGACACAACUCAUAUAGCAGGUACUUGAUUGUAAUAAACUAACAAGCAAUAAAUCUUAACAUGGCAUUGUGUCAUGGAUCAGUCAUCUUAUGUGUGCUAUCAUCAGCAUUACUUUUGGGAAGUAUAGUGAGUAGUGAAGAAAGUGCUAUAGAGGAACAUGGGGGUAACCCCAAGUGUAGGGGUUUGACUAAUGAAUCAGGAAUGUUGAUGGUUGACUGCAGUUUGCAGGGCCUGAUGUCUGUGCCCACCAUCAGCCCAAGUCAGCUGGUGCAUAUACUAGACAUGUCUCACAACAUUCUACACAAGCUACAUAAUGACAGCUUUCAUCCUUAUCCAAUACUCACACGGCUGAUACUUUCAUCUGACAGUAUCACCGAAAUUGAAGUAAACACAUUUAGCAGACUUAGAGCUCUGAGGAAAGUGGAUUUAUCCUAUAACAGCCUGACAUCCAUCCAUCCUAACAUGUUUAUUCACAACACAAAACUGGAGUCGCUGUCACUACAAGGAAAUCCUCUGCGCCUACUAGAAUCCAGAACACCAUUUUUAAUAUCUACAUCACUGCGGUCAUUGGACUUGAGUCACUGUCACCUUUCAGAACUCAAUGAAGAGAGUUUAUCUCAGCUUCCAGAGCUGAAGAUUCUGAAUCUCAGCCACAACAGUUUGAAGCAACUUUUGAUGAACAGUAUGUCUGCACUUUUUUCACUUCAUCUAGUUGGCAACCCUUGGCAGUGUGACUGUCACUUCCAUUCUAUACUGAUGUGGAUAUCAGCCAAUCCAAUGGUGGACUCAGAUGUCGGAACUGACAAAACAGUCCAGUGCUGGCAGGGGGAUAGUCUCAGAAGUCUAACAACAAGGCAAGAACAGGACAGCAUCUGCAAGGUAGACAUGGGUCACCCUACCAGUCAGAAAAUAACACCUGAGUCUGCUGUUGUCAGUAGCAACAAAAAUGAAAAUAUACACAGCAGGGAGGAAGGUGCUGAGUUUGGGAUUGAAACAUUGUUGGAUGAUGUUUCCAGUAAUUAUGAUGAAUUGGGUAAAGACAGUGGUUUAUCUUCUGUCUCCAACAAACAUGGUGUAUGGAUAUAUGAAGACGAAAACCUAGACAUAUCCAGUUCUGAUGAUGAAGAUUUUGAAGAAAUGCACAAGGAUAAUAUUCCAUCUUCUGCAGCUGAAGUUCCUAUGGACCUAAAUUUGACUGUUACUGUCAAAGUUGGAGAAAAUCAUAAUGAAAUUAAUAGAGAAGAAUCAAUAAAUUCUACCAAUCAGUUCUCAGGAACACAUGGUUUUAUUCCUGAAGAUAUUGGUGUUGGUUUUGAUGAAUUUUAUGGUGAUUAUGAAUAUUCUGGAGAAAUGGACAAGGAUAUCACCUUACAUUUACCAGCAGAAAUCCAUAGCUUAGACCAUCAGAAUGAAAAGAAUGUCAGUAUGAAAAUUAGAAAGAAUCUUACUGAAAUUAGUAAAGGAGAUGAAAUCAGAGAUUCUACCAGCAAAUUUUUAAGUUAUGGUUCUAUUCCUGAAGAUACAGAUGAUUAUGAAUUGUACGAGUAUGAUGAGAUUCAAGAUUCUGAAGAAUUGUAUGAGGACAUUUCACUUUCUUCAUCAGAAAUCACAAACUUAACACUCAAGGAUGAUAAUCUAAUUACUAAUGCGCAUUAUAUUUUGGAAAAUUCAGAUUUACAAGAAUUAGACACAAAACAUCAAACAGCAAUCUCUACAUCAGGUUUUUCAAGUCAGAAUAAUGACUCAGUUAUGGAUGGCAUUGCUUCUGAUAGCAGAAGUCUUAGAGUGCCAAACUCACAUUUGACUUCCAAUGACAAAGAUGAUACCUUGAAUAACAGUCAUGGUUAUGAGUAUAAAUGCAUAUCCUGUGGUGAUAAUAAUGCACUUCCUUCUAUCCAAAUCCCAAGCUUGAAAAAUGAAAGUGCAUAUGAAUUUGCAGAAACAUCUAUUUUCUUUGAAAAUAUAAGCUCUGAAGAAACGGCUAUUGAAGAUAAAAACACAGACUAUACCAUUCAGUUCCCAAGUAUAUAUGAUGACUUUAAUCCUGAAGAUGAAGGUGAUCCAUUUGCCUUUGUUCUUGAUGAUUUAGAUUCUAUAGAAGUAGCCAAUAAUGAAACCUUACCUUUUACUACAAAUCAUCAAGAUUUAAUUGAAGAAGAUAAUUUUGAUAUUGACAGACUAAUUGCCUCUGUUCUUAAAAGCUUUUAUUCUGAAGAAAAUAUUCAGGAACAUACACCUUUAAAGAACCAAAUUAAUGAUAAACCACUUAAUGGGCUGAACCUCAGAAUAUUCAUGAUUAUAAAAUUUCUGAUUGUGGCAGGAAUGGUUUCAGUGAUAGUGUUUAUGUUGAUAGUGACAAUUUAUUGUGUUAGCAAUAUAUGCCUUACGUCUAUGCGUUCUAGGCAAGUUAUUGGCUACAAUAGAAUGGAAAAGAAUGCUUCAAAAGAUGUACUUCUGCAGAAUGUGUGAUGCAAUAUUUUAGGCAGGAUAAUGAAUUAAUCCAUGGAAUUACAGAUAUCUCAUAUUAACAAUAAUCAUAGAUAUGUGAAAUUUUGUAUGGAGAUAAUUCAUGAACAUACCUACAAAUUCUGUAUGACUCAUACUUCAUUAUUCAUUUAUAGUGACAAACAUGACAAUAGUGCAAAACUUUGAGGUUAUAUUUCACAUAUGAAACAUAGAGGGAAUCUGUAAUGGAAAUUAUAGACAGAAAGGGCAGCCUAAGAAAUGGAGAAUAUCCCUAUUUAAAAGUUACUGCAUACCCAUAUUAAAGUAAGGAGCACAGAUUUAGCUCCAUAUAAUCUUAAUCUCAGCACAUAUGAAGGUGAGUAGUCAGGCUCCUACCUCAGCCACUUUACUUCUAGAGAGAUAGCCCCUGGUACUUGUUGGAUAAAAUGCUGGGCAUGAUAAUAUGUUGACAUAGGAUGUUGCAAUAUGCCUUCCAGGUGUGUGUGGUGAUUAUUUUGCAUUUACUAGCAGAGAUGUUACAUAUUCUGAAGAAUGGUCUUCUAUCUUAAGGCAUUAUCACUGUCAAUAAAAUUCUAUCUAAUCUUAUCAUUUAAGUUAUUUAUAUUUCUAGAUAUAGAUAUUUUAUGUAUAACUGAAAAAUUGUAAUUAACAUGUAAGGUCUAAGCCUCAAGUUAAUUUUGUACUUUUUCAAGCUAUCCUUAAAGAGGAGUGUGCUGGUACUGGCGGUGAUGGCUGAAAGGGGCAUUAUAUUUUAUGUUUACUGCCAAGUGGUAUUACCUAUUAUGUGGAAAUGAUUAAUUUAAGCCUGAAUUAAAAUUAAAAGACAUCCUUA
Messenger RNA from Zootermopsis nevadensis, 4394 nucleotides. Lineage: Eukaryota; Metazoa; Arthropoda; Insecta; Blattodea; Termopsidae. The record is from RefSeq and is a predicted model, not a curated record.